This is a messenger RNA of Lingula anatina, 1687 nucleotides long. RefSeq names its product coiled-coil domain-containing protein 62. The record is from RefSeq and is a predicted model, not a curated record. NCBI's taxonomy places the organism in Eukaryota, Metazoa, Brachiopoda, Lingulata, Lingulida, Lingulidae.
CGAAAAGAAACGGCGGCUUGCUAUUCAUUUGGUUCACCCACAUAAACACAGCAUUUGGUGAUGUGUUUUCGUAGGAGAAUAUAAUUUUUUACGAGAUCGUGCAUGGAUCAAGGCUUUCUUCCUCAACACGGUGACAGAGAACCACAGGUAACAGGAAGAAAAGUUGUACGUUAUGCUGGUGAAUUAGAUCCAAGUUUUAUGUUCAGCUAUCAGCCACAUCACAGUACACCUAAAGAUAAAAUGAGCACCAGUUUGAAAAUGUCCCACUCGUCCCCGACCACCCAUCAGAGGUCCUCUAGCCCCUCUGCCCGCAGGUCACUCAGUCCAGCCCUGGCCAGACGCCCUGGCAGUCCAUCCAGAAAUGGUGCCUCUAAUAGGUCUCCCAUUAAACAGUAUCCAGCUCAGCAUGAGAGCGAUACAAUCCAGAAACAAAGGAGAGAGCUUCAACUUCUGAUAGCAGAAUUAAAAGACCGAGACAGAGAGCUAAAUGAAAUGGCUACCACACACCAGAAACAGCUGCUUGCUUGGGAGGAGGACAGACAGAGAAUUCUAACCUUAGAGCAGAAAUGUUACAGACAGGAAGGUGAACUCCACAGUCGUGGAGAGCAAAUUAAAGGUCUGACUGCACAGCUGAAGAUGCUGGAAUCAGAUGGAUCUAAUAAAUCUAGUGCCUUAGAAAGCACCCAAGAUCAGCUGAGGAGAAUAAGCGAGAAACACAGUCAUACACAACUACAUCUACAGGAGUUGGAGGAAAAGAACUCAACUUUAAAUGGUUCUCUGAUGGAUCUUUCAUCAACAGUAGGUGAACUGGAAGCUAGAGAGCAGGAAUUGCUGACCAUGCUAAAACUCAAGGACAAAGACUUGGUUGAAGCAUCAAAUCAUAUAUCAGAGUUAAGCACCAAAUUAAAGAAGUUGGAUUUCCAGUUUCGUGAGUGUCAGCGUAGUGCAGCAGAUGCCAAGAAAAGUGCAGCAGAGUGGAAGCAAAAGUGUGCAGAUGCCAAACAGGAGGGAGAAAAAUUAAAAAAUGAACUCACUAAACAGCAAACAGAGAAUGAGGAGCAAUACAUUGAGCUGCAAAAGGCAAGACAGGAGAUCACAGACCUUAAGAAUGAUGCAGCAUUAGCAAGCGAGCGUGAAAAGAGGAAGGACCAGCUGAUUGAGUUGCAGAGAAGCAAACAAGAGAGGGCUGAUGCAGAAUUGACUAGUCUCAGACAAUUAUAUGAGAGACAGCAAAGAGAUCUGUCUCUUCUCCAUUUAAAUUUGGAAAGUUCAAAGGAUCUCAUUGCAAAGCAGCAAGCCAGCUUAGAAAGUAGUCCUUCUAGUCGUCCAGCAUCCAGGGUUUCCAUUCAUUCCUCCCCCAGCAAAUCACCACAGAAAUACCGAUCAGCCACUUCCUUAGAGGACAAACAUUCCAGCCUUCUCAAUGCACUGGACAGUGAUAUUACUGGGAUAGUCAAUGGGGAAGAUUUCUCACUACCAGCUGCCAGAGAUCAGGAUGCAUCCCCCACCAGCAAGCUUCACAGACUGUUGACAGAGUCCAGGCAGAUGGUACAGAGUCUGGAAAGGUCAACACUACCGCCUUAUGUCUCCAGGAUGGACAGGUCACGCACCUCAGACAAGUCUGAAACAGAGUAACUUCAUGAAGUGGUUAGGAAUUGAUAUCAUUAUCCAUAACUCUUUAGCCUUA